AUGGAAAACCAAACUGAAAAGGCUUCGACGUCAACUUCCUCAGUUGAGGAACGAGAUUUAAUCGUGUCAAUGCGUAAACUUGAUCUGGUCAAGGAAUUAGGAGAAAAACAAGCUCAAUUACAACGUAUUCAAUCUCAUUUAAACCAAAAUACGGAAUUAGUUACGCGUGAAAACCAAGUUCUACGCGAAUUUCGUAAAGAACUCGAUAUGCUUGUACAAGAACGUAUGUCACACAUUGAAGAAUUACGAUUAAUCCACGCUGAUAUUAACAUCAUGGAAACAACUAUAAAGCAAGCUGAAGAAGAACGAAUAAAAGCUCUACAAGAAAGUAAACGUAUUCUGAAAGAUUAUCAACCUAUGAAAGAUCAAAUUAAUAAGUUGCGAGAAAUGCUCAACUUAGAAAAAAUUCAAGAUAAUGAAGAUGAUGAAGCCGCAUUCAUGACAAUACAAUUAAUCUCACAACAAUCAAUUGAUUCUGACGCAACUGCAGCAAAUCGAAGUACUCAUUUAUCUUCCACAGCAUCGGAUAAUAUCCAUGAACAACACCAUUCAUUAGUCGCACCAUUUCUUCAUCAAUCACAACAGAUGACUAGUUCGAUAAAUACCGGUCCGGUAUCGACUGGAACGUCAACAUCUAGUACGAGUCAAUCGCAAGCAACAGGUAUUAAUGUAUCAAAAGUACUUGGUACAAUGGCAUCAACAGUUGAUCGAUCAGCAUUUCGACAACAGCCACCGCCGAUGAAGACUUGUCAAUCUUGUCAACAACAAAUUCAUCGCAAUGCACCGAUAUGCCCCAUUUGUAAAGCCAAGAGUCGUUCACGCAAUCCGAAAAAACCUAAACGUCGUCAUACAGAUAUUCAUUCGUAA
Messenger RNA from Adineta ricciae, 867 nucleotides. The record is from the annotation of a GenBank genome assembly. NCBI's taxonomy places the organism in Eukaryota, Metazoa, Rotifera, Eurotatoria, Adinetida, Adinetidae.